CUUAAAAAUCCCCUUCAACGUGACUAACGGGCAUAAUCAUGUAUUUAAAAUAUCUAAUAAUUAUUUUAUUCUCAAUAAUAUGUGUUAGUUCAGAAUUGCGUGACAUAGAAGAAAUGUAUUUGAAUUUUUUCGUACAAAUGGAAAGUGUUAAAAAAUCAGUUGAUACAAUGAAAGUUCGCCUAGAUGUUUUAAGUGAAAAAAAUCCUAGCAACAAUUGUAAUUCUAUGGACAGCAAGUUUCUGCAAGUUUUUCAAAAUUUUGGUUAUGUUCUAAAAUCUUUGGAUGAUUUGAAUACUCGUUUGGAUAAUGCUUCUCAGAAUGAUAGAUCUAGUCAUCAAGAGGUUAAUUAUAACACGGAACAAUAUGAAGUUCUACAGAAUGCUUUUAUAAAGGCAAUAUCAGAAAUAAAAGGAAGGUAUUCAAUCUUACUGGAUGAGUUGAAUGCUGUUAAAAAAUCGGAAGAAGUACACAAGCAGAAAACUGAAGAUUUGGAAGUAAAAUAUUUGCAAAUUUUAAAAAAUUAUGAAAAUAUCAAAAAGUCAAACGAUGAUUUAAAAUUGGAAAUGAAAGCUUUAAAAGAACAAAUAUCAAAUAUUGUAACUAAAGAUAAGGCUAUCGAAAACUUUGAAAAGAAACCUUUAUUUGAUGUACGUGUUGAUAAGCUGCCGGCAACUAAACAGUAUUGUUAUCAAGACCCUGCACCGGUUGAUUGUAAAACCGCAACGAAAUGCACUCAAAAAAGUGGUUAUUACAAUCUAACUUUACCGGGCAAAAAGUCUAAACAAAUAAUGGUCUUCUGUGAUACCCAGACCAAUGGUGGUAAUUGGCUGCAUAUUUUACGACGUCAUGAUGGUUCGGAAAAUUUUUCACGUCCUUGGUCGGACUAUGUAAAAGGUUUUGGUCAAGUGGAUGGUGAAUACUGGAUAGGUUUAGAGAAUUUACAUGCUCUUACAAACUACAAUGGUCGCCAGCAAUUAUAUGUCUAUAUAGAAAACUUUGUAGGACAGUCUUAUUAUGCUCUUUACGAUGACUUUGUAGUGGGAAAUGCUAGCGAAUUGUAUGCAUUAAAAUCUAUAGGAAAACAUUAUGGCCUUGGUGAGGAUGAUAUGUCGUAUAAUGUUGGUUCAAAAUUCAGUACAAUCGAUAAAGAUAACGAUAGUUGGCCAACAGGAAGUUGUGCGGAUGAACGUCAGAGUGGUUGGUGGUAUACUUAUUGUUCCUAUGUUCAACCCACUGGCCAGUAUUUUUAUAAUAAGCCAUCUGGUUUAGGUAUUGUAUGGAGAAGUUUCGGCGGUCUAGGAUAUUCUCAUAAAGUUAUGCAGCUAAUGAUACGAAACUAUUAAUUAAAGUACUUAAUUCAUAUGAGAGGAGUCAUAACCCCUAAUGCUAGUACUAUAGACUAGACUAUAGACUAAACUAUAGACUAGACUAUAGACUAGACUAUAAACUAGACUAUAAACCAGAC
Messenger RNA from Lucilia sericata (common green bottle fly), 1465 nucleotides. RefSeq names its product techylectin-like protein. The transcript has 8 exons. Bases 39 to 1343 code for a protein of 434 amino acids. The record is from RefSeq and is a predicted model, not a curated record. Lineage: Eukaryota; Metazoa; Arthropoda; Insecta; Diptera; Calliphoridae.